Messenger RNA from Phragmites australis (common reed), 1667 nucleotides. RefSeq names its product U-box domain-containing protein 27-like. The transcript has a single exon. Gene Ontology annotation, biological process: protein ubiquitination. The coding region runs from base 142 to 1464 and encodes 440 amino acids. Lineage: Eukaryota; Viridiplantae; Streptophyta; Magnoliopsida; Poales; Poaceae. Gene Ontology annotation, molecular function: ubiquitin protein ligase activity. The record is from RefSeq and is a predicted model, not a curated record.
CGGCUUAUCCCCACCCUUUCCUUUCUACUCCAUUCCCUCCCUCGCCUCCACUUCUCGCUGCCCCCAACGCCAUUGCAGACAACACCAGCAGCGGCCCAUAGCACGAAGGAAAGGAAUCCAGUUGAAGAACGUCAGCAAUCCAUGGGAAUACGGGAGAUGAGAGGGCGCCUGGCGGCGGAGUACCAGGGCCUGGAGGUGAAGGUGCCGAACCUGUUUCGGUGCCCCAUCUCGCUGGACGUCAUGCGGUCGCCGGUGAGCCUCUGCACCGGCGUCACCUACGACCGCGCCUCCAUCCAGCACUGGAUCGACUCCGGAAACACCACCUGCCCUGCCACCAUGCUCCCGCUCCCCUCCACCGACCUCGUCCCCAACCUCACCCUGCGCCGCCUCAUCGCGCUCUGGGCGUCCACGGCCGCUCCCGCUUCCUCCUCGCCCUCGCCCCUCGCGCCAUCCGCCGUCGGGGCCACGCCGGCCGCCGCCGCUGCUGAGCUCUUCCGCCGGAUCGCCGCCCCCGGCGCGGACCCUUGCCCUGCUCUCCGAAAGCUCACAGCUUUACUCUCCGAUGAUGACGUGGACGAGUUCGACAAGAACGCGCUGGCAAGGGCCGCUGGCGCCGCGGAGACCGUGGCGUCUGUGCUCCUGAGGGGGCAGAAGGAGGCGGGCCUCGAAGCUGCGGAGGCCGCCGUGCGGGUGCUCGCCGCGAUCGCGGCGUCCGACUGCAUCGAAGAGGAGAACAAGAAGUGGGUAACCGCCGCUCUCGCCGCCGAUGCCGCGUCCACGGUCGCGUCCCUGGCGCGCGUGCUGCGGAGCGGGAGCGGGCUGGAGGCCCGAAUCGACGCGGCGAGGCUGGUGGAGUCGUUGCUCCGCAAUGCCGCUCCGGGCGUGAGUGCGACGGUCGCCGAGGCGGAGGAGCUGGUCGCCGAGCUGAUCCGGCUCAUCGGCCCCGUGGACGAGAAGGGCAGCCUGGACAAGCAGGCCGUGGUGGCCGGCCUCUCCUGCCUCGCGGCCUUCGCUGCGACGCGGCGCGCGCGGUCCGAGAUGGUCCGCUUCGGCGCCGUCCCGGCGGCCAUUCGCGUCCUGAAAGCCGACGCCGGCUCCCCGAGCCAAGCGCUCCGCGUGCUUGAGGCUGCCGUGGGGUGCGCCGAGGGGCGCGCGGCGAUAUGCGAGGCGGCGGAGUCGGCGAUCCCGGCGGUGGUGUCCAAGAUGAUGAAGGGUAGGAUGGGCGGCGCGGAGGCCGCGGUGUCGGUGCUGUGGGCGGUGUGCCACCGGUACAGGGACCGGAGGGCGGUAGACGCGGCGGCAGCCUGCGAGGGUGGGCUGACGAAGCUGCUGCUGCUGAUGCAGAGCGGGUGCUCGCCGCCGGCGAGGCAGAUGGCGUCGGAGCUGCUCAAGAUCUUCAAGGUGAACGCCAAGAGCUGUCUCGCCGGCUACGAUUCCAAGACCACACACAUCAUGCCGUUCUGAUGGACCAUGCAAAGUGGAUGCAUGGAUGGGACAGGGGAACUUUCCUCUGUUUUUUUCUUUCAAAAUUUUCAUUUCUUGAUUUGGUGAGAGUCGGUAGAGAAGAAAAGAAUUGGUUCUCGGGGGUUAAAACAAACUUGUACAUGCUUAGAGAAAUUUUGGUAGAUGACAAAUGGAUGAGAAAGUUAGCUCAUGGUUCAAUCCAA